This is a messenger RNA of Coccomyxa subellipsoidea C-169, 1396 nucleotides long. Its product is annotated as HSP20-like chaperone. The transcript is spliced from 6 exons. The coding region runs from base 59 to 742 and encodes 227 amino acids. Gene Ontology annotation, biological process: protein folding; response to salt stress; protein complex oligomerization. The record is from RefSeq and is a predicted model, not a curated record. Lineage: Eukaryota; Viridiplantae; Chlorophyta; Trebouxiophyceae; Coccomyxaceae.
CUAAUAGCAAUAAACAAUGCAAGUAGCUUCCUUGAACUCUUUGAACCGCCAGUCUCCGAUGUUGCGUGCCCUCACCAAGCUCCCCCGUGCCCGGCUUGCCUCCCGAUCGGGCCUCCGGAAUGCUACCACUGCAGCCCGGCGCGCUCAGGAAGGCGAGCGCACGGCACAAGACCAAGGCGCUCUGCAGCAGCAGACAGGCGAUCAGCGUGGAACAGCACCUACUCGCUACACACCGUCCGUCCUGACCAACCCGUUCUCGCUCACCCGUGACCUUGCACCGCUGAUGCCCAGCCGUGUUUCAUCCCUCUUCAGGGAUCUGGAACAGGAGCUAGACUCUUUGACCCGCGGCGUGCUUUCUCCAUCAAGCCAGGUCGACAGGGAGCUGGCCCCGUUCACCCCAAGGUCUUCCCUCGGAGCCGUGGAUGUCAAGGAAACGGACAGUGCCUACGAAUUCGACGUGGACGUGCCUGGCCUCACCAAGAACGAGAUCAAGGUCAGCGUGGACAGGGAUGGAGUGCUCACAAUCAGCGGCGAGCGCAAGGUUGAGGAUGAGGAGGGAGAUGACAAGCAGGGUUUCCGGCGCAUCGAGCGCGGCUUUGGCAAAUUCGUGCGCCGCUUCCAGCUGCCGGACAACACCGACCCCGAGCAUGUCCAGGCCAAGGUGGACAACGGAGUGCUGAAGAUCGUGGUGCCCAAGAGUGCUGACCACGGCCCAACUGUCACAGAUGUCCCCAUCGAGUAGACGCAGCAGCACCAAAACAGGCAUCCAGGGAGGAAGCCGCCUAGCAGCUUCCCCUACUCAAGCUUACAGGCACUCCAUGCGCUGACAUCAUCGAUGCAGCACUGAUCAAGGAGCUGCAAGAGCCAAACGCACCAGUCGAAUGCAAGAGCAACAGACUCGACAUCAAGCUAGAAAUUUUGAUAGGGGCGGGAAAGAGCCCUGCGGCAUGCAAGCCUGAUGAUGAGGAGGAGAAAGCAUUAGGUAGCUUUGACACAUAAUAAUGAUGUCUGUAGCAUCAUUUGUCUGCCUCCGCAUUCCAUGGCAUGACGCAACCGUGCGCAUGUGUGUUUUUGAAGGCCUGUUGAAUGUCUGGCAGGAACCUUUGAAUCUGUAAGUAUGCUAGUGAAAUGGGAGUGAUUGUAGAACAGCUGCGUUUAUAAGAAUUGUCUCGAGAUUCUCUCGAGUGCCCACCAAUGUUGUGCUUGCAUGCGCAGCUACAAUGCAUGAUCUCACAAAGUGUUUUGCUAGUUGUGGCGUUUUGCUAAGAAGUUGAGAAGUUGCGGUUAUUCAUAGAUUCGAAGAGGGAUUUCAAGAUUUACUAUGCAUGUCAGAUCGCAGCACAUGUGUCUUCUGUGUCGCUGUACAAAGAUUUUUUCAGAAACAGAUUUUUGAUUU